ACAACUGAGACGUCUGGUACAGAUAUUUCAAGUCGAUUCUCUAAAAUAUAGUUUUUAUUUGAAAAAGCUGUUUCUAAAGAAAAGGCAAGGAUGCGGACUGUAGUGCUUUUGCUCAUGGGAGUUCAUCUUGCCUAUGCUGGAAUGCACUCUCUGAAAUAUUUCUUCACUGGUGUUUCUGGAGACAUUGACUUCCCAGAGUAUACUGCAGUUGGUCUGGUCGAUGAAGGGCAGUUUUAUUAUUUUGACAGCAACAUAAAGCAAGCUGUGCCAAAAACAGAGUGGAUUAGACAGAAUGAGGGAGAAGAUUACUGGGUCAGAGAGACACAGAAUAUGGUAGGCUACCAUCAAUCCUUCAAAAACAACAUCCAGAUCUUAAAGGAACGGUUCAACCAAUCAGCAGGUGUUCACACGUGGCAGCUGAUGUACGGCUGUGAGCUGAAUGAUGAUGGCACUACUCAAGGAUACCAUCAGUAUGGCUAUGAUGGAGCGGACUUUGUCAGCCUGGAUAAGAACACCCUCACCUGGACUGCUGCUAAUCCUCAAGCUGUCAUUACCAAACACAAAUGGGAGGCUACAACAUAUGCAGCAAAAGAGAAAGGAUAUCUGGAGAACACAUGCAUUGAGUGGCUGAAGAAAUAUUUGGAUUAUGGCAAAGACACUCUGGAGAGAAAAGUUUCUCCACAGGUGUCUCUGUUGCAGAAGGAUCCCUCUUCUCCAGUGACGUGUCAUGCUACAGGUUUUUACCCCAGUGGAGUGAAAAUCUCCUGGCAGAAAAAUGGACAAGACCAUGAUGAGGAUGUGGAUCUUGGUGAACUUCUUUCCAAUGAGGACGGAACUUUUCAGAGGACAAGCACCAUCAAUGUUGAACCUGAUGAGUGGAAGAACAACAGGUUCAGCUGUGUGGUGGAACAUCAGGACAAAACCAUCAGAAAGACAGAGGAUGACAUCAUUACUAACUUUGGAGAUUCUGUUCCCAUCGGUAUCAUUGUUGGAGUUGUUGCUGCUGUCAUCCUGUUGGUUGUCAUUGGUGUUGUUGGGUAUUUGGUAUAUCAGAGAAAGAAAGGCUUUAAACCUGUCAGUGCCUCUGAUGAUGGAUCCAACAGCUCAGCUCGUACAUAAAGACGAGACCAGACAUGUGAGAGAGAUGAAGUUGAACAAAUUGUUUAUCCUGCUGUCCAUCCUGCUUACAAAACUUCACAAAAACUCUCACAACAUGAAACACAAAAAAUCUCUUUCUCUCUCUCUCUUACACACACAAAUUAUUGAUUGAUUGUUGAUCUCAGAACUGAAAUUGGAAAAUUUCUAUAUUUCUUUUUAGUGACACAUAAAAAGAAGAAUACAAAUGAUUGAUUGGCGAGGUUACUAAAUAAAUUAGAAAAUAAAUUAUAAAGUUUUUACAGUAAGUGUAACCACCUGUGUACAACAGCCUCUCUGUCUAAGAUCAAUCUGUUUUAUAUAUAUAUAUCUUUUUUUUUUUUCUAGAGGGAAUUUCUGUGGGAGAUAGAAUGUAAAAAUAAAUGAGGGGCAGGCUGUUAAGAAGUCAUUGAAAACUAUUAAAUUGUUUAUUAAAUGCAAUAUUUAAAUUACUUUAAAUAAACUUUAAAUUGGUCUAGAUUGGGUGAAUUGUGGAAUUGGUCUUUUCCAUCAAUUAAAUUAAACUAUCAAUAUGUAGGCUUCAUAUUUUAUUCCUUGUGUGGGAUUUAAGGUUUUUUUCUAUUUGAGUAUUUUCUUCUUUUUUUGUUUUAAAUGAUUUAGAUGAUAAGCUGUACUAUUCUUGUUCUUUAUUCUUGUUAAAUAAUUGUAAUGUUAAAGAUACUGUACUAUUAUCUGAACAGUACAGUAAUAUAUAGAUAUUUUCCUUUAUUUGAGGUUACUAAAUCUAAAUUAAGUUACAUAAAUGUUUUUGUAUAUUGUUGCCUUCAAAACAUUGUAAUGUUAUUUUGAUUCUUUAAAAAUAAAGAAACCUCACAGAAAGGAGCAAGUAGUGAA
Molecule: messenger RNA, 1989 nt
Organism: Megalobrama amblycephala (Wuchang bream)
Lineage: Eukaryota; Metazoa; Chordata; Actinopteri; Cypriniformes; Xenocyprididae
Product: H-2 class I histocompatibility antigen, Q9 alpha chain
Exons: 8
Coding region: 91-1119 (342 amino acids)
Biological process (GO): immune response
Cellular component (GO): external side of plasma membrane
Source: RefSeq, a predicted model, not a curated record